AUGAAUAAUUUGUACAAGUUUCAUGAAUAUAUUAUUUUAAGUCUCUUGGACAAGUUCUUAGGAGUGGAUUUCUUGGCUUCUUGGGCCUGUAAGUGUCUGCAUGGACAGUUCCCCUUGCAGUCCACCAAGCCAGCUUUAAAUCACACUGCCUCUGAGUGCCCCACCUUCUCCUUCAUUAGAAUCCCAGGAUUGGAGGCUGAGUAUAUAUGGAUCUCAAUUCCCAUCUGCCUUCUCUACCUGAUGGCCAUUGUAGGCAAUUCUCUUCUCCUCAUCAUACUUAGAGCAGAUCACAAUCUUCAUGAACCUCAGUUUUAUUUCUUGGCCAUGCUUGCUCUCACUGACUUGACUACAAUGCCCAGUGUCGUGGCUAUCUUCUGGUUUGAUGUGCGCCUCAUUGGUCUGGAUGCUUGUCUGACUCAAAUGUUCUUCAUCCAUACCCUGUCGUCGGUAGAAUCAGGUAUCCUGGUGGCCAUGGCAUUUGACCGUUUGGUGGCCAUCUGUGCUCCGCUAAACUACACUCCGAUCCUGACACACUCUUCUGUUGCCCACCUUGGCGUAGCUGCUCUCAUCCGAGGUGUUUCUCUGCGGAUCCCUUUGCCUCUUUUUCUCAAGAAUUUCCCUUUUUGUGGAGCCAACAUCCUUUCACACUCUUAUUGCUACUACCCAGAUAUGUUGAAAUUGGCCUGUGGGGACGUCACAUUCAGCAGUGUCUACGGAUUGGUUUUUGUGCUCUGCACAUUUGCAGUGGAUGCUGUCUUCAUCCUAGUGUCCUACAUGAAGAUAUUGGGCACUAUCAUGAAGCUGGGGACCCAGGAGAGAAACUGUACAUCUCUGCAUGAUAGAAUUUUGUAA
Messenger RNA from Echinops telfairi (small Madagascar hedgehog), 852 nucleotides. Its product is annotated as olfactory receptor 51G2-like. Gene Ontology annotation, biological process: G protein-coupled receptor signaling pathway. Lineage: Eukaryota; Metazoa; Chordata; Mammalia; Afrosoricida; Tenrecidae. Gene Ontology annotation, molecular function: G protein-coupled receptor activity; olfactory receptor activity. Gene Ontology annotation, cellular component: membrane. The record is from RefSeq and is a predicted model, not a curated record.